Molecule: messenger RNA, 1471 nt
Organism: Eufriesea mexicana
Lineage: Eukaryota; Metazoa; Arthropoda; Insecta; Hymenoptera; Apidae
Product: palmitoyltransferase ZDHHC15
Exons: 12
Coding region: 206-1381 (391 amino acids)
Molecular function (GO): palmitoyltransferase activity
Source: RefSeq, a predicted model, not a curated record
GGGAAUCGUAUAGUAUAGAUUUGUUAACCGAACAAAGAUGCUUGUUUGUGUCUGUUUUAACUAAGAGUGAUAUCGACAUUUAUGAUGUCGAUGACAGAAAAAAAGUAACAAAAAUAAAAUAAUAUUCGACUGUUUAUUGUAAUAUGGUUUCUUAUAAUAAAGGAGCCCUUGGCUCCCUAUAUAUGCUUUAUGCAAAGUGUCUGCAAUGGUGCAUCGGUUUGAUAAUGGUAAAAAUAAUGUUUACAUGAAUGAUAUAAUUGUGCAUACAUGUACAUGUAAUACAGUGAAUAGAAUGGGAAAGCAAAACGGAUCUUGUUGGUGGUUUAUGAAAGCCGUAAAAUGGAUACCAGUUAUUUUCAUUUUAACGAUUGUCUUAUGGUCGUAUUAUGCUUUUGUGGUGCAGUUAUGUUUUUAUACUGUAGAUAACAAUGUUCAAAGAGCUUUUUAUUUAUUUUUUUAUCAUAUCUUGUUUUUAUUAUUUUUAUGGUCUUAUUGGCAGACUGUAUUUACAGACUUAAUAAAAAUACCAGACAAGUUUAAAAUACCAGAUGUAGAAAUAGAAAAAUUUCAACAAGCUGAAACAGAAGAAGCACGAAGACGGAUCUUAGAAAGAUUUGCACAAGAUCUUCCAGUCACAAAUCGCACUAUAGAAGGAGCAAUACGUUUCUGUGAAAAAUGUCAAUUAAUUAAGCCAGACCGAGCACAUCAUUGUAGUGUGUGUAGUACAUGUGUAUUAAAAAUGGAUCAUCAUUGUCCUUGGGUGAAUAACUGUGUAGGUUUCCACAAUUAUAAAUUCUUCAUGUUGUUCCUGGCAUAUGCCCUUCUUUAUUGUAUAUUCAUUACUGCUACAUCCUUGCAAUACUUUAUACGUUUUUGGAAAGGGGAAUUGGAUGGAAUGGGUAGAUUUCAUCUACUAUUCUUAUUCUUUGUUGCAUUAAUGUUUGCAGUUAGCUUAGAUUCCCUUUUCUUUUAUCAUUGCUAUCUUGUUCUAUAUAAUAGAUCUACAUUAGAGGCAUUUACACCACCUAUGUUCCGCACAGGGAGGGAUAAAGAUGGUUUUAGUCUUGGAAAAUACAAUAACUUCCAAGAAGUUUUUGGUGAUAAUCCUAAACUAUGGUUCCUUCCUGUUUUUACUAGUCUUGGAAAUGGGGUCACCUAUCCAGUACGUGCGCAACAUCAAGGCACAUCCAAUACUUAUGACUCCAUGGGCAGUACUCGAAACAGUUUUGGCGAUGGGGUAAACUUUCCUGAACGGCUGUGCAAUGAAGAUACACAUACUUUGUUGGGACAUACUUCCCAACAGUGGGGUGAUGAGACCGAGCUUGACUCUCCACCUCCUUAUGGGUCACAAUCAGCAUCAAAUCAUCAGAAUAUCAACUAAUAAAGAGUUUACUGUGAACUCGUACUUUAUGUCCAUCAUUGAUCAAAUGACAUUGGUAGAAGAAGCUACGCUUUUGGCACUUGGCACUGG